Bicyclus anynana (squinting bush brown) is the source of this 4324-nucleotide messenger RNA. Its product is annotated as sodium-coupled monocarboxylate transporter 1. Gene Ontology annotation, cellular component: membrane. Bases 495 to 2294 code for a protein of 599 amino acids. The transcript is spliced from 13 exons. Gene Ontology annotation, molecular function: symporter activity. Gene Ontology annotation, biological process: sodium ion transport; transmembrane transport. NCBI's taxonomy places the organism in Eukaryota, Metazoa, Arthropoda, Insecta, Lepidoptera, Nymphalidae. The record is from RefSeq and is a predicted model, not a curated record.
GCGGUUUAAAAUGUGUUACUAAUUUUACCGCGUUCACGUGGUAAUUCAUUCAUUUAAUCCACACUCGUGCAUCGAGUGGUCGCCUAUCGACGCGGACGGUCGAUUAUUUUAUUCCGUUGUUUUCGCAAUUUAAUUCGCGAAUGCCAUAUUUCCGAUGGCAACGAUGUGAGUGUAACGCGUGUGUCCAAUUGACAUUGACAUUAGUGAUGUGACGUGCGUUGGGCGGGAAAUUCAAAAUAGUUUCCAAAGAAUGUAGACCGCGCGUCAAGAUAUUUUUUGCAUGGAAUGCAAUUGAUACCUUGUGAGUUGUGAGUGAUGUUGAGUGAAAGUCGUAUCGUGUGGUCUUGUUGACAUUGCCGACCGGUGAACGUUUUAUGCAGCCUUGUGUUAUUGGCAAUAAACCAUAUAUGCGAAGAAUUUAUACAACUCCUUCCGGCAUAUAGGUUUUCCUUGGAUCUUGAAUUAAAAUAUAAAUAAACUAUCAGAUAAGCAAGAUGGCGUUCACAAUGACAGAAGGUGGUUUCGGCGUGGGUGAUUACGUGGCAUUUGGUGUGCUGUGCGCCGCUUCUUGCGCCGGCGGCGUGUGGUACAGCGCUGUGGGCUCGCGCAGCAAAGCUGUGGUCGACAUCAAAGACUAUCUGCUUGGAGGAAAGGCGAUGUCCACCUUUCCAGUCGCUAUGUCUUUAAUAGCUAGUUAUGUAUCAGGAGUGACAAUUCUCGGGACGCCGGCAGAGAUUUACAACUACGGCACACAGUACUGGCUGGUCAUUGUGGGUGUUACGUUGAGCUGUGUAGUGGUAGCCACCGUGUACUUACCGGUGUUCUGUACCCUGAGGCUCUCAUCGUCGUAUGAGUAUCUCGAGCUUCGGUUUAACCGGCAUGUUCGCGCUGUGGCAUCAGUUUUGUUCCUUUUGGAUGAGGUACUGUUCCUGCCUAUGGUGGUGUAUGUUCCUGCUUUAGCAUUUAAUCAAUUGACGGGUUUUAAUGUUUUUGCGGUCGGUGGUGCUAUGGUUGCGAUAUGUGGACUGUAUACAGUAUUAGGUGGUCUCCGCGCGGUGGUGUGGACGGACUCGGUGCAGACGGGCGUGAUGUUCAUCGGCGUGCUGCUGGUGGCGGCAGCAGGCACGCUGGCUGUUGGCGGCGUUGACGCGGUACUCGGCAUCGCCAGCGAGUCCGGGCGACUUGAGCUGUCCAAUUGGAGUUUUUCACCAUACGAGCGUCAGACGGGAUGGGGUGCCGUGGUCGGAGGGUUCUUGUAUUGGACUUGUUUCAACUCCGUCAAUCAAACCAUGGUUCAGCGGUAUAUUGCCCUGCCUUCUAAGAGGAAAGCAAUCACUGCGCUGGCCAUAUUCUGUAUCGGCGCAAUCCUGGCCAUAUCUCUGUGCGUGUGGUGCGGUCUGACCGCCUGGGGGGCCUGGGUGCUGGGGGGCUGUGACCCCGGGGGCGUGCCCCUGGUUGACGACCGGCUCCUGCCCGCAUUUGUUACCUACGUGGCUAAAGUGCAGCAUCUGCCGGGCCUUUCUGGAGUGUUCCUCGCUGGUGUUUUUGGUGCUGGAUUGAGUUCGCUGUCAGCAGUAUUAAACGCGUGUGCGCUGGUAGCCGUGGAGGACAUAAUGCGCGGCUGGCUGCGCCUGCGCUUGCGCCCGCUCACGGAGGGCAUCCUGGCGCGCUCCGUCACCGCCGCCCUCGCCGUGCUCUCUGUGGUGAUGCUCAUCGUCAUAGAGAAGCUUGGAGGUGUCCUUGGUGUAGCGACUGCGCUGUCAGCGAUCGCAGCGAGCGCCACGUGCGGCAUCUUCACGCUGGGCAUGGCGUGCUGGUGGGUGGGGCCGCGCGGCGCCAUCGCAGGCGCCGUGGCGGGCGCGCUGCUGGCCGGCACCGUGUCCAUGGGCACGCAGACCGCCGCCGCCGCCGGCCUGCGCGCCCCGCCGCUGAACAUGACCAUGGAGUGCGCUUACAACUCCUCGUUCGUCCCUGGUAGUGAUUUCGAUCCCAACACAGUGUUCCCUCUCUUCCGAGUCUCCUACCACUGGAUAGCACCGCUGGGACUCUUCGCCACUCUGUUCGUGGGCGCAACCGUCGGAUGGUUCUUCGACCAAAGAGACGCAACCAAGAUGGACGCUGAACUGUUCACGCCGGUGGUGUGGAGGCUCUUGCCUCAAGAAGCUCACACCAACAGUGGAAUGACCAGAAGAAGUAUUAACACUAAAGACGUUGAUGCACCCACACCGUGCGCUCCUCUGAUAAUAGGCCAGGUUCCGGAUAAGAUUGAAAUGAACGGCGAGACAAGUAGGUGAUAUGCCACCAUAAUAAUAAGCAGUAAUUCGAAUAUCUAUACAUACUUAAGUAAUAAGUAUUGUAAGCUUAACAAUUUUAAGUUUUGAAUCGUUGUCGAUUAUACUUUAAAAGUAUUGUCAAAUCAGUAUAUUCUAUGUACUUAAGCAUUAUGGACCUAAAUUGGUAAAUAUUUUGUAGGUAUAUUAUGAUGUAUGUAAAGUGUCAUAUAAGGGCGCCUUUACAUAUUAUUAUGAAGCUAUGUUGGUUAGUGUUGUUCAAUACACAAUUAACUUGUUUAUUUUUUAAGUAAUUAGUAAUUGUAUAAAAGCAUUCUUCUAAUUAGAAAUGAAAAAUGGUGUUAAAACUACAAGACAAUCUAUUGAGUUCUUUUGAGUUUUGAAGACAAUUAGGGGAAGCUGAUGUUUGAUAUUAUUUAGAUAUUCAUUUCCAUAGCUUAAUUAUAAACUAAACUAAUAAAGGUUGGACAUAGUAUGUUAUUAAUAAAAAUGUGAUUAUAUAAUUUUAAACAGAGGAAUAUUCUGUAAAAAAACAAAAUACUGAAACAAAAAGUUAGUUAUUAGCAGAAAUGACAGCUAAGUGAUGAUAUUUAAUACACAGAACAUAGAAUGCUAAAGCUAACGCUCCUACAAACUAGUUAAGGAUAUUGGCCAUGUCUGGGUAAGAAUAUAAGAAAAAUAUAAGAGCUUUUUGGGAAGAUAGUAAUAUAGUAGCUGCAUCUUAGACUAAAAUUCAUAGACGUUGCGGGGGCGCCCCCAAUGGUCUCCUGGGGGUGCCCCUGGAACGUCUAUGAAUUCUACUGUUAGACAAUCUUAGGCAAGCAAUAUCCCCUGAUGUGGAGAGUGCAUCGUCUCCACAUCAGAGGUACUGCUUGCGUUAACUUAAGACAAUAUAAAUAUUUAGAAUUUCCUUUCUUGUUUUCUCUGUGUCGAGUUUAUGUGUUGGCAAAAAAAUCAACAGUGGACCAAUUAUUCGUGUAUGUAUUAAUCUAGGAAGUUUUUUUUAUGUAGUCUGUCACAUAUUGUAUGAGUUUUUCAUCAGAAAUUUUCUGACGUAUGCCUGAAAGCGCUUAGCUCAUAUGACGUGUUCUAGAGCCGCAUACUAUUAGAAUUCUGACGCAUACUAUUAGAAUUCUGACGCAUCCGAAAUCCGUUUCUGCAGUGUUGACGGAAAACGAAAUGUAGACGACGUUGACUUUAGCUGGGACCCUUUCAUUGCCACGUCAGAAGUAAACGUUCAAGUAAAUAAACCCAAAUGUAUCAGAAUAUAAAUCUUAUUGCUAUUUAAAUUAUAACAAAAAUUCAGUGAAGAUCAAUCCUGGAUUAGCCUAUAAGCUAUUUAAGCAAUUGCUUAGGGCAUCCUGUCUAGGCAAGCCCUAGGGACUAGGUCUAGGCCCCUCUAGGGACCAGAGAAGACCGAGAAAUGAAUGAACACUCGAAACUUAAAGAAAUUUUAAAAUUCGUACAUUUUACUCCGGGAGGGUAAAACACACACAGGUGAAGAUUGCUAAGGGCACUGGAAGAUACACAACAACUAAAAUGUUUGUAACCGAUGUUUAUAGCUGCCACUGCGAUUCUAAUGCUGCCGAUCGGAUGCUAGUCUGACCAGAACGUUGAAGACGUGUUCUGUCUAUUAAUCUAGAAAUUCAGAAAUUAACUCUGACUCACACAAGCAGAAUUUUUGGUGCUGUCAGAAAUGUACAAAGAGACAAACUCUCGUAAAUGCGGCCGGUCUUAUGAUGUGUGGUUGUUAGGAAAUUGUAUAUUUUAACGCUCGAUGUUAUCAGGAUAUCGAAAUACUUCAUUCUUCAUUAUAUUCUAGUUAUAUAAUUAGUUAAGAAUAUUUUUCGAAUAACUUUUCAUAUAUUCUACAGUAUGUACCUGAUGUUAUGUAGGUAUAAUAUCUAUAAGAAAUGGAUUUAUGUAUAUUAAGAUAUUUAUUGUAUUUUGAUAACGUUUAUUUAUUUAACAUUUAUAAGGUAUUUGUAAAAUAGUUUAUUAAAUAUAUUGUUAAAUAAAUUGAAUAUACAUCA